Molecule: messenger RNA, 2783 nt
Organism: Closterium sp. NIES-67
Lineage: Eukaryota; Viridiplantae; Streptophyta; Zygnematophyceae; Desmidiales; Closteriaceae
Source: the annotation of a GenBank genome assembly
AAUUCACGGCACUAGAGCUGCUGCUUGUCAGGCCACAUCAAAAUAGCCCCCGUUCGCCUAUCGUCGGAAAAGAGCCACGGCCUUUCUUGGCCUAUCAAAUGCCCCUUGCCCCUUGCCCCACCCCCACGGCCACGGCACUCCUCCCUCACCCCACCUCCUAUCUCCACCAUACCCACCCCUUGUAUUCGCCGUCUCCUAUCGCCACUGCCAUCGUCUGUUGGGUUUCUCACUCAUCUCCUAGCCAGCCGUGGGUGGCUACGAGUCAGACUCAUCCGCUUUCAUCGCAACGUGCGCACCACAAGCCGUAGAGGGGACGAUAACUAUCCGUAGAAGUGCUUCUUGGAACGCCUUGGAGUGCCUUGGAGGGGCCUUGGAGUCCGUGACACCAGCCAUUGAGGUGCACUGAGUAGCUUCGCAUUGCGCAUUCCUCGCAGCCAAAGAAACGCCUCGCUUUCCAACGGCCCAAGCUGUUCCUCUGCCGCUGCAACACCGCCGUCUCGCCAUAGUGGCUGUUUCUUACUCAUCCCGUAGAGUCACAUUCGUGUAGCUCGUGCGCCGCGUGCGCCUUUGAGACGCCUCAAACGGUUCCUCUCACCGCCGCCUUUGAGGCGCUUUGCAUCUGCUGCGCUUCGUGGGACCGCACCGUCGCAAGACUGCUCCAGACGUAGUUAACCGGGCCUGUAUUGCGUUGACCGGGUUGACAAGCUCCGGGUUGACAAGCCCACAGCGGUUCGAACGUUCCAUUCUUUCAUUCUUUCUGCCGGUCAGCGUCCACUCAGACGGUCAACGUCAUAUUUGCCGGCCGGUUUCUUUGCUUUGACGGCCUGUACUCGUUAUUGAGUGCCUCGCGUCAAGAUGCCGCCAAACAGCAGCCCCUGGUCGCCUGCAGCGUGUAUACCGUCCAUCCCAAUUCCCGAGCUCUGCCUCCCUACCACUGUCGCAUGCGCGGAUGUGGCGUCGCCGUGCGACUCCAUCAAGAUAGAGGCGAGGAAGAGCGAGCGGGUUACCAGCGGCGCGCGACUAGAGCGGUCGCCUAGCCAAGCGUACCGGGAAAUUCUGGCGGACAAAUGGUUCGCUUCCGCGUGGUUCUUUGUUCUCGUAGCGAUUCUCUUUACAUCGAGCUUUUCGUGUUUCCUCAUCUUCGUGGGGCUGUUCCCCAUCUGGAUCAUAGUCGAGGCCGUGUUCAGAUACUUCCGGUACCAGCAGUACCGCCUGUACAGCGACAACUAUAUCGAUCCGCCGCUUCCUGCUAUCGAGAACAUAUCGCGGCUCCUCGAUCAUGUCCUCUCAUUGGCUAAGUAUGUGGAUUACGAGGAGUUCGUCGGAGGCUGGUUCCUCGGCACGCGUGUUAAGGACCUCACCCGCGAGCACGUGCGACAAUUUAUCUCCUUCGGAUUCUAUCACAGGUUCUACAACGAGCUGUCUCCCGAAUAUCAGGAAGCCGUUCGAGACCACGUGGUCCGCACAGAGCGCGCCAUCGGCCUCAUCCCCGAGGUCCUCCCCCUUCCCCCUCCCGCUCCCCUUCCUCCGCCGCCUCCUCCCCGCCCUCCUCCGCGCGCCCCUCCUUCUCCGCCUAUCAACCCGUCGCCGUCCACCCAACCAAACCAGCCGCAGCCUCAGCAGUAGGUCCGGCGUCAGGUCCGGCAGCAGGUGCGGAAGACGAUGAUGCAGGGUCGGAGAGUGGGGAGGUUGCUGUCUACCCAUGCAGCCAGGAGGAGGAGAGAGCGGGAGCAGCCAUGGGGGAAGCCGAUGGUACUGCUAGUGCAGAUGCUGAUGCAGAUGCUGCUGCGGAUGCUGCUGCUGCUGGUGCUGGUUGUGCUGGUGGCUGUGCGGGGAUGGGUGCGAGGAGGACGAGGAAGCCCGAGGUCAAGUUCAUGUCGCACUGCAGGGAGCCCAUCCGCGCCAUCCUGCACCCCUUGAUCCUCUACGUCUGGGGCCACUUCAUUGGCUGCUUCACGAGCCUCGCUAUGCGCUACCUCGGAUUCAGCAAGCACUUCACAGCGGAUGGCUUUAAGUACUGGGUCAGAGAGCCCAGCCCCCCUCUUACUCUACAACCGCUUUUACUAUGAUCAACUCGCUUUCGGCUGCACGCGCAGAUGCUGACCGCGCUAAAAGCGGGGCAGCUCCUAGCGCGGAUGGCACUUGCAGCAGGGAAAGUAGCAGCAGCAGCGGGGAUAUGGGUUUCGGGUGCAGCGGCAGCAGUUUUGGCAGGAGCAGCAGCAGAGAUAGCAGCAGCAGCAGCGGCGGGAGCAGCAGGGGGAGCAGGGAGGGUGGGAGUAUGGCGUACGCUGCUUAUUCGAGUGUGGCUGGUGGGAGCGUGGAUUACAGCGAGGAUGAGGAGGAGGGGUGGUGUUUGUGCACGGGCUGGGCAUUGGUCUCACACCUUACCUUGGGUUUAUCGGCAUGAUGAAGAGGACGUACCCCAAUAAGAAAUUCAUUGUAGCGGAGAUGCCUCAUCUAGCCUUCCGCCUCUCCUCCGCCUCACCAACCAUUGACGACAUCGUGGCAGGGUUAGCUGAGGCCCUGCAGGCACAAGGACUGAAGAGAGCAACGUUUGUGGGCCACUCCUAUGGCACCUUCGUCCUUGCUCAGUAUGUGCGCAAGCACUUUGGCACAGUGGCAGCCCUAGGAUUGAUGGACCCUGUCUGCUUCCUGCUCUGCAUCCCCAAGACUCUUCUCAACAUGAUCUACAAGACCCCUGAGAAUAUAAUGGAUGGUCUUCGGUGGUUCUUCUGCGCUCGGGAGCUGCAGGUGGCUCGAUCGCUGUCCCGCAACUUUGACUG